AUUCUCAUGUGAACCCCAGUGGGUUUCUGGGGCAAGUAAAGGUGAUGAAUGAUGCUACUCUCUCUCUCUCUCUCUUAAGUCAUAACUCUUCCUCCUUCUAAUCUAACCAGUAACCAGUAACCACACCUCCCCUUCCUCCAUUAUACUCUCACAUUGUUAUAAUUGGAAGCCAAAUAAAAUAAUAAUAAUAAAAAACCAAACUUUAUUUUUUAUUAUUUUGAGGUUUUACUUUUAAUGUUAUUUCCUAGUCUGGGAUUUUUCAUAUCUCCUUAAACAGAAACCAAACCAAGCCACAUCCAUUUCCAUUUCCAUUUCCAUUUGCUUAGCUGUACCUGAAUCAUGUUUUCUCUCUCUCUCUCUCACAUCACAUUCCUCAUUUCCUCUAUUUUCUAUAUAACUGAAUAGCUAAAACGAUCACUGCUGUCUCGUCCUUCUCUGCAAUCCCUACCAAUGUCCAGGAAAAAAUUAAGAAAGCCAAUAUGGAGGGAGGGCCACAGGAGGAGCCCGCGGAUAUCAGCGUCCAAGGCCCAGAAUGUGAAUGUGAAUGUGAAUGAGACUCACCCUAAUUUUGGGGUCUCACACUCUCACUCCAAAAGCUCAAAACUUAGUGGAAGUGAUGCUCAGGCUCAGGCUCAGACUCAGACUCAGACUCAGGGACCAGCGACAAGGACAAGGGCCACAAAGAAGAGAAGACUCAAACCACUUCAAGAUGUUGCUUCAACUUCUACUUCUCUUUCACCCCGACCACUACAACAACAACAACAAAAGGGUGGCACAAAACCCAUUUACAAAGAUCAUCAUACUGAUAGUGAUCAACCAGUUGUUGCACGGAGUGAAGAUAGCCCAAGACAUGAAGAUCACGCUACCUACACCAAUAAACCAUCCUGCAUGCCAUCUGCACCAUGGAUGCCAGAAAAACGUAUUCUUGAGCUUGUUCUUGAUGUCUUACAAAGGAGAGACACACAUGAAAUAUUUGCUGAACCAGUUGACCCAAAUGAGGCUGAAGAUUACUAUGAAAUCAUUGAAGAGCCUAUGGAUUUUGGCACUAUGAGGGCUAAACUUCAUGAGGGAAUGUAUAGAAGUCUUGAACAAUUUGAGAAUGAUGUAUUUUUAAUACCUAAAAAUGCGAUGCAUUUUAAUUCUUCAGCUACCAUUUAUUUCAGACAGGCUCGCGCAAUACAUGAACUAGCUACAAAGAUUUUCCAUGUUCUGAAAACUGAUCCUGAGAAUUUUGAAUUGGAGUUCUCAGAUACAAAAAGAAGACGAAGAAGAAGUGGUAGGAGGCCCCAAAGUGAAGCUGGGGGUUCAAUUAAGACCUCUCUUCCUAUGCUUCCCACAAAUGUAAAAUCCAGUAGCAUGACGAUUGAUAUAUCCUCAAAUACAAUACCAUCAUUUCGCAAUUCAUCAAAUCUGGGGAGAAGUUUCCAACUAAAUUCUCAGUGCUCUGGUAUUGCUACUCGUUUUGAUGCAAUAGAUCCUGCACUUCUUUUUGGUGCAAAAGAUGGUAGAAGAUUUAGCUCUUUUGAAGUAGACCGCCGUUGUACAUAUAGACCUUGGAUGUCUUUCCUCAAUGAGAAUGAAUCAAAUUUUUCAACAAUUUAUAGUUCUUUGAAACCACUUGAGCAUGUGAGUCAGCAGGAGAUUGGUUAUAGAGAAAGCUUGAUGCUAUUUGUUGAAGGUUUGGGACCAACAGCCAAAAUGAUUGCUGAGCGAAAGUUGCUUGGACUGUCAGCUGAUACAUCCAAUUACCAGACUUCCAAUUAUUGGUUCCCAGCUCAAAAAUGUCAUGCUGACAUGGCAUCUAACCCUGCCCAAUGGGGGCCUAGUACUCUUAAUACCAUAAGCAAAACCCCAACAUCUCAGAAUUUCCUGGACCACCACUAUGGGAAACCAUCUCUCUUAAAAAACUCCUGUGACACAAUGAAUUUGGGGGAUGCUGGCAAAGGAAAAGAGGCCAACGUUGGGGAAGUUCAUGCCAGUGAUGAGAAGAAAUUUCUCAAUGUUCUUGGCAAGAACAAAAUUUAUGAGGAUCGGAGUUGGGAUUUUCCAUUUGGUUCAUAUUCCUCCACAGCUGGUACUGGAGAUUUGAAUUGCUUGGGUGCUGAAUUUCCAAACACGGGCAACAAGUCAACAACAUUGGAAAUGAACAAGGGCAAUUUUGAUCAUCAAGCACAAUUAUUGGAUUCAGCUUCUGAGUUUAUUAAGUCAACUGAGUUGGAAUCUUUAUCGAAAAACAGUUACGCUUCUCUGUCUUCAUGGCCUCUACGAACCUUGGGCAGGAAUGGACUGUCAAGUUUUAGUCAAACUAAGGACUCCAUGCACAACUCAAGUUUGGAAUAUCUGGCAGGUCAUGACCAAGCCAUAGCUGCACAAGGCCCUGGUGAUGGAGUUUGGAGCUCAUCCAAGUCAGGUCAAAUUUUGAAAUCAGACCAACCCGUGCCACAGGCUUCCCAAUUUAUUUUUGAUCUGCCAUAUUUGAAAACACGUCUUGACCAGAUGAGUGCAUGUAGUGAGGGGACCUCUAGAGCCAAAAUGACUUACCAAACUUCUUCAACCUGUACUCGUCAAGUAGAGCCUCAUAGUGAUAAUCAACAACCAUCUUCAAUAGGUAGUCAUCAUACUGAUUUAGCUCUUCAGCUGUAAGAAAUAUGUAGGACUCUAGUUUAUGGAAACAUAGAGCGAUAAAAGUGAAUAUUGAUUUCCAAAGUAGUGUUCUUUCAUCAUUUUCUUGUUCUAUGAUUAGCUAUGCUUGUGUUGAACCAGAUAUAGCUUGCCAAGUAAAUCAACUAAACGUAGAAAAGGAUUUCCAAAUUCCAAUGUUUGUCAAGAAACCAAAAGAAGUAGCUAGUGAAAACAUUUUUCAGCAUUUAUACCAUUUUAUGUAAUGGGAUAUAACUGGACCAGGCAGCUAGGCUUACACCUUGGUCAACUAAAGAACCAGAGGGAGGUUGGUACUAUAAUAAUCUGUGACGUUGCAUUGUGAUAUCCGAAGUUACUUAUGUUUACAACUGAUUCUUUGGCUAGAUAGAAGGCGUGAAUGGUUAAUGGUUGUUGUUGCGAUGGGGUGGGGGCCAUCAUAAUUGGGAGGUGUUGAACAACAGAAUUUGAUCCACUUCAACAGCUCCCCCUUCCCUUUGUUUGUCUAUGCAAUCAUUUCAGGGAAUUUGACUUAUAUUCAUGAUCUGACUUUAUUCCCUCACUCGUUAUUUUUUCUCGAUAUUUAUAUGCAAGAAGCCACGUAAAAGCGAUGAGGAUAAUACGUGUGACAUUCUGUUUAUAAACCUAAUUGAAGUCGCAUACAAGUUUCCUUGGGUGGGGUAGAAUGAUUGAUAUUAUGUUUAGUAAUUUGAUUGGACUGUUUCUAAAUGGAGCUACA
Molecule: messenger RNA, 3376 nt
Organism: Quercus robur (English oak)
Lineage: Eukaryota; Viridiplantae; Streptophyta; Magnoliopsida; Fagales; Fagaceae
Exons: 11
Coding region: 451-2643 (730 amino acids)
Molecular function (GO): protein binding
Source: RefSeq, a predicted model, not a curated record